CUGCCGUAGAAGUGCGCGAGCGAGCGGAGCGUCAGUACCAGACCGAGAGCAGCACGGAUCAGUGCCAGAGAGAGACGGAGGAAAGAUUCUGUCGCUACAUGCCGCCGCUACCUUACGGAACAUUAUAACGCAGCGGGAAACGGCCAAACUCUAUCGGUUUCUUCACAAAGGACGGAAUUUAAACGAUGUACCGUUCGGGAGGCGUGAUGCUGGGGCUUCUCGCCGCUCUGCAGGUGGCAGUCCAGGGCACGGGGGCAAUGCCAUGUCAACCGGGCUUCACCGAGAACGAGUACAACGUCAUGACUGCCGACGUCAUCACCGAGGGACAAUUUCUUCUCAAAGUGGAUUUUGUGGACUGUGGCAGGGGUUCUGGCUUGCGCUUCGAGAGCGGAGACCCUGCGGAUUUCCGGAUAGAGGCCGACGGGACGGUUUUCGCAGCGCGAACACUGCAGCUCUCUGACGGGAAGGGGCGGAGCUUGGAGAUUAAGGCCAAGGACGUGAAGUCUCAAGAGCAUUGGCUGGUACACGUCAACUUCACCCAGCCCAAGCAGGUGCCAGUGAUACUGUUUCCGCGGCACAGUGUGGUUGUCAAGGGCGACGGCAGUGUGAAUCGCGUGAAAAGAGACUGGGUCAUUCCUCCCAUCAACGUGCUUGAGAACUCCAGAAAACAAUUCCCUGAAGAGCUUGUGAAAAUCCAGUCGGAUAAGGGCAAGAGUAACUCACUGCGCUACAGCGUGACCGGACCAGGAGCCGACCAAAACCCCAACGGCCUGUUUAUCAUCGACCCCCUUUUAGGAGUCCUGUCUGUCACCAAACCAUUGGACAGAGAACACAUCCCCAACUUCCUUCUACGUGCUCAUGCCGUGGACAUCAAUGGGAACCAGAUGGAGACCCCCGUUGACAUCAUCAUCAAUGUCAUCGAUAUGAACGACAACCGGCCCGAGUUCACACACCAGAUCUGGAACGGAACCGUGGAUGAGGGCGCCAAACCAGGUACAUUUGUAAUGACGGUGACCUCCCAGGAUAAGGAUGACCCAAAUACAGCCAAUGGGAUGCUCAGAUACAAGAUCCUCUCCCAGACCCCGGAGAGCCCCUCCUCCAAUAUGUUCACUAUCAACAACAAGACCGGCAAAAUCAUCACUGUAGCUGCAGGCCUGGACCGUGAGAAGGUCCCUCAAUACACCCUGAUCAUUCAGGCUACCGAUAUGGAGGGAAACCCCACAUAUGGUCUGUCCAACACCGCCACUGCUGUCAUACGCCUGCUGGAUGUCAAUGACAACGCUCCGGAGUUCACCCGAGAGACUUUCCAUGGUGAGGUCCCAGAGAACCGUGUGAAUGUGAUAGUGACGAAUCUCACCGUGACUGACAAAGAUGAACCGGGGACUCCUUCAUGGAAUGCUGUGUACCGGAUCAUAUCUGGGGAUCCAAACGGACUCUUUUCCAUCCCCACUGACCCCGUUACCAAUGAAGGCCUUGUCACCGUUGUCAAGCCAAUUGAUUUUGAGAUAAAUCGAUCAUUCAUGCUGACUGUUGUCGCUGAAAAUGAGGUGCCGCUGGCAAGCGGGAUCCAUCGCACCCGCCAGUCUACAGCCACCGUGUCCAUACGCGUCAUCGACGUGAACGAAAGCCCAAACUUUGACCCAAACCCCAAACAGAUCAAACUGGAGGAGGGGCUUCCGCAGUGGUCGAUGCUAACGACUUUCACUGCUCAUGAUCCAGACAGAUUUAUGCAGCAGAGUAUUAGGUACUCUAAAUUGUUUGACCCUGCCAGCUGGCUGGAGAUCGACCCCAACAAUGGACGAAUUUCCACAAUUGCUGUUUUGGACCGAGAGUCUCCCUAUGUUAAAAACAAUCUCUACAAUGCCACAUUUAUGGCCUCUGACAAUGGUAUCCCCCCUGCGAGUGGGACGGGAACUCUGCAGAUCUACCUGCUGGACAUAAACGAUAACGCACCUCGAGUCUUCCCUCAAGAAGCAGAAGUGUGCGAGCGUCCUGAGCCCAACGCCAUCAAUAUCACAGCUGUAGACGGAGACCUCAACCCCAAUGCUGGGCCCUAUGCUUUUGAGCUGCCCAACCGACCCUCUGACAUCCGCAGGAACUGGACACUGACUCGAAUCAGUGGCGAUUAUGCUCAGUUAAGUCUGAAAAUUAGUUACUUGGAAAGUGGGAUAUACGAGCUGCCCAUCAGCAUCACAGACUCGGGUAACCUGCCCAUGUCCAACAUCACCUACCUGCGCAUCAAAGUGUGCCAGUGCGAUCACCACGGCGACUGCGUGGACAUGGAGCGCAUCAUGGCAGCCGGGCUGGGCACCGGAGCCAUCAUCGCCAUUCUUAUCUGCAUCAUCAUCCUGCUGGUGCUGGUGUUGAUGUUUGUGAUGUGGAUGAAGAGACGGGAUAAAGAGAGACAGGCCAAGCAGCUGCUGAUCGAUCCAGAGGACGACGUGCGAGACAACAUACUCAAAUACGACGAGGAGGGCGGCGGAGAGGAAGACCAGGACUAUGAUCUGAGCCAGCUGCAGCAGCCCGAUACUCUGGAGCCAGACAUGAUCAAGCCCGUCGGGAUCCGCCGGAUGGACGAGCGACCGAUGCACUCCGAGCAUCCGAACUAUCCCAUCCGCUCGGCCGCACCCCAUCCCGGAGACAUAGGAGAGUUCAUCCACGAGGGUCUGAAGGCGGCCGACACCGAUCCCACGGCCCCUCCGUACGACUCCCUGCUGGUCUUCGACUACGAGGGCAGCGGCUCCACGGCCGGAUCGCUCAGCUCCCUUCACUCCUCGAGCAGCGGAGGCGACCAGGACUAUGACUACCUCAACGACUGGGGCCCUCGCUUCCGCAAACUCGCCGACAUGUACGGAGGCAACGACGACUAGCUUACGCCAUCACCGCAGGAGCACAGAAAGAGAAGGAAGAACCGGAGGAGGAGGAAAAUGAAAAGAAACAACAUCAAAAAAACAAACAGUGUGGCACUUUUUUUUUAAUUGCAGGACGUGGACAGUGUGCAGAAUUGAAACAAUGAAGAAACCAAUAUACCCUAAAGAGACAAGAAAGUGGAAGGAAGAUCACCAUGGAAACAAAACCAGGUCUCUCCGAGGCCCUCAGUUGUUGACGCAAGGGGGUCUUAUGAAGGAAAUCUGCCUAGGUUUGCUUCAGUCCAGGAUUUUUUCGCCUAAGUUUGAAGGAUCAUCGGUACGAAACGUAUGAAGGAACGCUUAAAGAACGUUAAAUGAAUGCUAAGUUACACUUGAAUCUCACAGUACAGAAGCACUGGGAUAUUACGUGCCUUUUUGUACAUUUUUUUUGUUUCGUUUUGACAUUUUUCUUUCUUUUUCGGUCUUUGUUCAUUUGAUCUGAUGAUGUUGUUUUUUCUGUUCAAUGGCUUUGGUGGCUCAGAGUUUUGGAGUGUUUAUGUCGUGAGCCUGUUUAUAACGUUUAUGCUUCUGCUUGCGUUUCUCACCAUCACGCUGUUCGUUCACGUCACGUAUCAAAACGAAAGCUUUGGAAGAAUGAGAGCUGCAAGACAGAGGGAACAGC
Molecule: messenger RNA, 3531 nt
Organism: Rhinichthys klamathensis goyatoka
Lineage: Eukaryota; Metazoa; Chordata; Actinopteri; Cypriniformes; Leuciscidae
Gene: cdh2
Product: cadherin 2, type 1, N-cadherin (neuronal)
Exons: 16
Coding region: 186-2870 (894 amino acids)
Biological process (GO): cell-cell junction assembly; adherens junction organization; synapse assembly
Cellular component (GO): adherens junction; lamellipodium; neuron projection
Molecular function (GO): cadherin binding; calcium ion binding
Source: RefSeq, a predicted model, not a curated record